AUGCUGAAAUUCGGCAUCGCUAAUUCUACUGAUGACUUUGAAAUAGUAACAAAAGUCCCAAAGCUUUCGCGUAAAAGACCUAAAACUGUGAUUAAAAGUGCAAAGACCGGGAAGAAAAAAUGCACAAAAAAGGCUAAGGAAGAAGAUCAAGUUUUGAAACCUGCGUGGACGGAUGACGAUGAUAUUACUCCACAAAUAUCAAUUCGGCCUCCACGAGCCUUAGACGUGUUUGCAAAAAUAGAUCAGCUUAAAAACAUGAAAUCAGUUGGCUCAGAUGAUGAAGGGAAUUGCAUUUACUCUCGGAAAUCUGCUGCAUGUGAUGAGAAAAGCUCUAAAAUACUCUCUUACGGAAAAGAAAUAGGCGUUAAGAGACUUAGUGAUGUCAAUCGUGAGAGAAGGUCAAUGGCUUCAAUCGUAUCAACUGAGUUCAAUACACACCACCGUAUGCUUUUAACUGCAAGCGUAGAUAGUACUAUGGCUUUUUUCAAGGUUGAUGGCUCGGAAAAUGCACUACUGCGUGAUCGUGUGUAUGAAAACUUUUCUCUUUCCUCAGCUAAGUUUACAGCUUACGGUGAUAAAGUUAUUUUUACCGGGAAUGUUGGCUCGUUUCGUAUUUAUAAUUUAGAAACUGGAAAUGAAAGUCGUGCAAGACGAUUUAUUGGUUCAUCAACAGACGAAACAAUCACUAAAUGUUUUAUUUCACCAGUUCAUCCAAAUUUGGUAGCCCUGGGAACCAAUGGAAGUGCUGUGUAUCUGGCCGAUUUACGAAGUUUAGAAAAAAUUUCAGUUAUGAGAGCAAGUGGUAUAACCAAUUCAAUUUGUUUCACUCAAGAUGGAACAUUUUUGAAUACUUAUGGGGCUGAAGGUUCUAUCUAUGUAUUUGAUCUACGAGUUAAUAAAGCUAGAAUUAUUCAUCGUUGGUUUGAUCAAGCCAGUACAAGUGGUUUAUCUAUCUCUUCUUCACCUAAUUCACAAUGGAUUGCUUGUGGGGCAGAUAGCGGUUAUGUAAAUGUUUACAAAUGGUCAUCUACGAUGAAUACAGAGAAUCCACUACCUGAUAAAGCUAUUGGUAAUUUAGUUACCGGUGUUAAUUCGCUUUGCUUUCAUCCCUCUAAUGAAAUUCUUUGUCUGGCUUCUUCACAACGUCCGGAUGCUGUUCGACUUUAUGAUGUAAACGAAAGUAUAAUCUUUGAAAACUUUCCCGCUCGUGUUGGUACUUUAAACAAACCCACAUCAAUUGGAUUUAGUCCUGGUGGGCGAUUUCUUUGUGUUGGACAAUGUAAUGGUCGCGCUGCUCUUUACGCUUUGAGUCAUUACAACGACUAUUGA
Schistosoma guineensis is the source of this 1329-nucleotide messenger RNA. The record is from the annotation of a GenBank genome assembly. NCBI's taxonomy places the organism in Eukaryota, Metazoa, Platyhelminthes, Trematoda, Strigeidida, Schistosomatidae.